UGUUCUUGGAACCAUCAACAACGGAUGGCAUAUCAUUAUCGAUGCAAGCCAGUCUCCAACUAGUUAACUAAGACAAGAAUGGAUUUUGAAAUUGCUACAACACCAGUUCAGGCAGAAAUUGAAUGUCAGCCGAAGCAGAAUGCUUCAAAUGAUGCAGCAAGUUAUACUGCAAAAGACUGUUCUCCAUCUAAUGAAACCAUUGAUAAGGAGGGUGCUGAGAAAUGCCAAUACUAUGAACAAUGUAUUCGUUUAGAAAGGUUGACACGUCGUCAGUUGAUAAUGCCACUGAUCGGCAGCGAUUUUUUGUUCAAAAUUUGCGUACAAGUUUAUGCACAAGUCUCAGAUGAGCUUUCUGAAAUUAAGUUUGAUCUGAAACGUUGGCAUAAAAUAAACUCGGUAAAACACCUUACGUAUGAGAAAGAAAAGACGAAUUUGUGGAAGGGCUGGCCAAACUAUGAAUUUACAGAAAGGACAGUUUGGACUGGAAAUCAGAAUGAAAACAUUGUCAACCAAGAAAAAUCUGAGAUUCAGCUAACUUACCCUGAUAAUGAUAAGGGCUCUCCGGAAAAUAGUAACACUUCUGCAGCAAAUGAGAAAGAGUUUGAUGAUGAAAUACAUGAUGAAAACGUUAUUCAUACUGAAGUUCCCCUUGAUGAUGUCUCUGGCGGGGAAUACUAUGAAGAAUAUAGUGUAAGAUGUAAUGAUGAUGAUGGCUUGGUGGACAGUCGUGACACUUCUGCAACUGAUGAGGAAGCUGUUGAUGAAAUACAUGAUGCGAACGUUAUUCCUACUGAAGUUCCCCUUGAUGAUGUCUCUGGCGGGGAAUACUAUGAAGAAGAUAGUGUAAGAUAUAUUGAUGAUGAUUGCUUGGUGGACAGUCGUGACACUUCUGCAACUGAUAGGGAAGCUGUUGAUGAAAUACAUGAUGCGAACGUUAUUCCUACUGAAGUUCCCCUUGAUGAUGUCUCUGGCGGGGAAUACUAUGAAGAAGAUAGUGUAAGUUGUAAUGAUAAUGAUUGCUUGGUGGACAGUCAUGACACUUCUGCAACUGAUAGGGAAGCUGUUGAUGAAAUACAUGAUGCACACAUUAUUCCUACUGAAGUUCCCCUUGAUGAUGUCUCUGGCGGGGAAUACUAUGAAGAAUAUAGUGUAAGAUGUAAUGAUGAUGAUUGCUUGGUGGACAGUCAUGACACUUCUUCAACUGAUGGGGAAGCUGUUGAUGAAAUACAUGAUGCACACAUUAUUCCUACUGAAGUUCCCCUUGAUGAUGUCUCUGACGGGGAAUACUAUGAAGAAUAUAGUGUAAGAUAUAUUGAUGAUGAUUGCUUGGUGGACAGUCGUGACACUUCUGCAACUGAUGGGGAAGCUGUUGAUGAAAUACAUGAUGCACACAUUAUUCCUACUGAAGCUCCCCUUGAUGAUGUCUCUGGCGGGGAAUGCUAUGAAGAAGAUAGUGUAAGAUGUAAUGAUGAUGAUUGCUUGGUGGACAGUCAUGACACUUCUGCAACUGAUAGGGAAGCUGUUGAUGAAAUACAUGAUGCAAACGUUAUUCCUACUGAAGUUCCCCUUGAUGAUGUCUCUGGCGGGGAAUACUAUGAAGAAUAUAGUGUAAGUUGUAAUGAUGAUGAUUGCUUGGUGGACAGUCAUGACACUUCUUCAACUGAUAGGGAAGCUGUUGAUGAAAUACAUGAUGCAAACGUUAUUCCUACUGAAGCUCCCCUUGAUGAUGUCUCUGGCGGGGAAUGCUAUGAAGAAGAUAGUGUAAGAUGUAAUGAUGAUGAUUGCUUGGUGGACAGUCAUGACACUUCUGCAACUGAUGGGGAAGCUGUUGAUGAAAUACAUGAUGCAAACGUUAUUCCUACUGAAGUUCCCCUUGAUGAAGUCUCUGGCGGGGAAUACUAUGAAGAAGAUAGUGUGAGAUGUAAUGAUGAUGAUUGCUUGGUGGACAAUCCUGAAACUUCCACUACUGAAGGCAUAGAGAUGGAUGAAAUCUCUAGUGGUGAGGAGGACCAUGAAAGAGAUACCCUUCCUCCUGAUUAUAGCCUCUUGGGUUAUGAUGAUACCAUGUACAAACGUUGCAGUACGUGGUGCAAAGAAAUGAUGGCGAAUGAUACGUGGGAGUUGACUUGCCCAAAAGAUGACUAUGACCACCGUGUUUUGAGGAAGGAUGUUGACGAAGUUGAAUGGUAUAGCCAAGUGGAUGAGUACUGUAACAUUGUUGACGGUUGCUCAGUUACUGAUCCCUACAAGUCCAAUUGUCCAAUGAUGUCAGGUAUGGACACCCAGGACCCACGAAGAGUUUACUUGUUCCAAGAACCAGAUGGCACCACUUCUAUCAAUGUUGUCCAGGCGUCUGCAGCAAGUGACGGCAGACAAAGCUUUUCAUCAGGUUUUCUCCUGUCUUGCCUUGCACUGGUCGCCUUCAUGCAGAAUAUGAAAAAGAAAGUCCCUUCAAACUUCGACAUUGGUGUGAAUAUGAUGAAAAGUAGUGGUACAUGGCCACCGGAGAAGACUUCCAGACCUCAUAUGGCAAUGAAGGACAUUGCCAUGAAGGCUGUAGCAUGGCUACUGAUAGGCUUUAUUUUAAGUAUUGCUGCUGCAUCUUCACCAAAUUACACAGCAAAUACUUUGAAGAAUGAGCUGAUCGAUUUUACAUCCUUGAAAGGCGGUUUUCUGGGUCUCAAGAGGGUCGAAUUGAAGAACAUUCUCUGCGACCAAGCUUCCCAAAUUUUGAGGAAAGCAGCUGCACCUCUUGAGGGUGACAUAAAAACGCUGAGCACCCUUCACUGGGAAAAUCCAUGGAAACUUCGAAAGAAGGAUUUUCUGAAAGAUGUCCUGAAUAUUCCUGACUGGAUCCAGCUUCCACUGCAGAUUAUAGAAGUCUGUCCCGUCUUUGAAAGGCGUGGAUAUGAAGAUGAAUUCACAAGACUUGCGUCGUUCAGUAGAUGUCCUGAGGAGAGAUGGUUACCAGCCGUCCCGUUGGCAGAGAAUGGUUUUUACUUUGAGCCCGAGUCUUCUGUUGUAUGCAAUUUUUGCAAAAACAAGAUGAACACCUGGCAAAACAGUUGGGAUCCAAAGCAGAAGCAUGUACCUAAUUGUCCAUUCUUGAAUGGUAAUGAUUGCGGUAAUAUUCGUAUGGAACCAUCCAGAGAAAUUGGGACGUACCAGCCUGCAAUUCAAUCAACCUUCGACGAGCUGCAGAUUCCACAACUUCAGAACAAAAACAAAGUUCUCCUGAGGAAUUCAACACGAUCUGUGGAAUCAUUCAAGAAUCCACAGCUACAAAAUGUACCUGAGAACCAAAUGGGAUCCUUAAGCAUAAAUGUCACUCAAGGUCAAGGACAGGAAGAUGAUGCGAUGGAAGAUGAACCCCAGCCAUCGACUUCAAAUUCGAAUUCAUCCCAACAGCAACAAGAAGGGGGAGGUGGACUGCGCUAUUUUGUCCAUUCCUAUGAUAAAAGUGGACGCCCAAUCAGUACCUCUCAGAAAAUGGAAUUCAACAGUACCGAGGAGAAAGCUAAUGCCUCCAUGAAGAAAGAGGCGGAUCGACUUGAAUCCUUCAACAAUGUCUGGAAGAAAGGAGAUGUCAUUUCACCUGAAGAGUUGGCCAAGUCUGGGUUCUACUACGCUGGAACUGGUGAUCGAGUCCGCUGCGCUUUUUGUAAUGGCGUGUUGCGCAAUUGGGCGGUUGGAGACCGGGCACCAGCUGAGCAUAGGCGUCACUACCCAACUUGUCCCUUUGUAUUGAAUCUGAAUGUUGGAAACGUACCCUCUUCCCAAGAUCUGAGUGGACUUCAAACAUCUACUGCUGCCACUACUAAUCACUCUGAACAAAAACGACAAGCUGCCCCAGCCCGAGGACAGCAAUCGGCACAAAGCAGUGGCCCUGGGGUUACCCCUCCGGCUAUUCCCGGGACGAUUUUGAUGCCAAAGCACUCUAACUUCAGAACUGUGGAGUCCCGUCUGCUGACAUAUGAUAAUUGGCCAUCCUCUAAUGUGCAAAGGCCAAAUGAACUCGCUGAGGCUGGAUUCUUCUUCACAGGCGCCAAUGAUAACGUGAGAUGCUUCCAUUGCGAUGGUGGUCUGCGUAACUGGCUCGACUCGGAUUUGCCUUGGAUUGAGCAUGCCAAGUGGUUCCCAAGAUGCGGCUUCUUGCAGAGAGCGAAGGGAGUCGAGUUUGUAUUAGAAGAGACUCGCAAACAUAACCAGCAGAACGUUACAACUGCCGUGGCCCAAAAUCGAGGUUCUACUGGAAUGACAACAACUACGACUCACGGUGUAGGAAUAGUGGAAAGGCCUACAACAGGUGUCCGAAGGGUGGAGGCUCGCGAAGUUAGGGCGAGGUUCGACACCGACAGUGUAAAGAUGGUCCUGGAUAUGGGAUACAAGGAAGCCGUCGUGAAAUAUGUCAUCUUGGAGCGUCUUAGAUACACUGGUGAUGACUUCCCCAGCACCCAAGAGAUGCUUGAAUCUGUCCUGGCUGAAGAUGCCAAUCUUGAAGAGAAAGGAAUCGCCUACUAUGAAAACAUUCUUCAACAGGAGUUUGGGAGGCCGAUGACAAUUGUUUACCCUCAACUGACAGGCAUCGGAGGACAAUUGGACAAUACAGCAGGGCCAUCUCCUGCACCUCCUAUGACCCAGAUGACAUCAGCUUCUCUAGAGAUUCCAGGUGAUGAAAAAUCUCUUGUGGAAGAAAAUCGCCAGCUGAAGGAGCAGACGACGUGUAAAAUCUGCAUGGAUAAUGAGGUCAGCAUGGUGUUCGUCCCCUGCGGUCACCUGGUAGCCUGCGCAGACUGUGCGCCUAACCUCCGGGAGUGUCCGAUAUGCAGACGCCCGAUUACAGGCACCAUCAGGACCUUCCUGUCGUAAAAACACUGUGUAAUCAGGAAUCUAACAGGAUGAACAUGCUCCUCCACUCACGAAAGUUUUUGAAGAAGAAAAUCGAGUAGACGACCAGUAUGCUGUUAAAUGUAUUGAUGUAGUACGAUGUAUGAUGUGUAAUUUUAGUUCAAGCUGGAUUCAACUUCAACAGAAUCAGUAUUGAAUCAGAUGGUGAAAACUGGUUAAAUGAGCCCAGAAUUAAUUCAUCACAGAAUAAGUUGAUAUGUUUUGUGGGAUGGCCUCCACAGAACUGACUUGUUCGUACUUGUUUCUUAGUACCCUGAACGAUCAUUGGGUAUUUUAAUGGCAGAGAGGGUGUCGUGUGGAGGUUGUUCCUUCAGGACUGUCUGACACUAGCUAGACUGUGCAGUACAUUAGUUAUAGCUUGUCCAGUCCGUAGGAAUUACGUGAAGGAGCCUGAUGAUCGUUUGACAAAAGGGAUCAAUCAUAAGCAAUCACUGACUGAAAUCGUUAUCCGAGUGUAAGUCGAUACCUGCCAUUCCAUAGCGCAAAGCCUUGGGCAAAGAGGCUUGGGUUGAAGAGGUCGACCUUGUGACUGAUUUUAUCAUAGAUGAGGACAUUAAAACUCUAAACGAGAGUUAGUAUGGAGUGAUACUCUUGUACCAGUUGGUAAGUAGGGCAAUGUUUUUUAUUGUGGUAUGGGAGCAAUUUCAUUAUUACCAAUCCUUGAAAUCGAAACGAGAUUAUUUGAGAGCUAUGAAAAGAGUGAAAUGUACUGUGGGCCAAGGUAGGUGUUUUUGUUUGGCUGUUUUUCGAGUCCUAAGAAGGUGACGCGUUAACUAUUCAUGAGAAAGGUAAGUACCAUUUAAGUUAUACAUUUUUACAAGUGCUCUAAAUAUGUUGUGAGAAGCUGUAUUUGUCCAUACCAAAUGACAAAUCUUUGCCAGAGAAACUUUCAGCAAUUGGAUAACAGAUUUCAUCUCCGAUGUUCUUCCUGCUGAGUUUGCUGUCGUAAUCUACUUUCGGCCUGGGACUGAGAGACCUGGUUACCUGAUUUCUGAUUCUAUCACUGCUAUCCCUCCUGGCGGAAUAACCAAUCCAGGGAUUUUGCCAAAAACCAGCAUCUUUGGACCACGUUUGAGAUGAUGUCAUUUUCAACAUGGAGUGGUUAUACAUGAAGGAAAUGUCAUUGACCCAAGUAAAAAAUGUGAUGUCAUUCUCUCUGCCAUUACCUUCGACAUAUCCCUUGUGCACUGAAACUUUAGUGCAAUGGGACUGGGGUUAACAUGGAAGCAAGUAGGAACUCUUGAUGAUCCCACAAGACCAUGAAUUGAGUUAUGUGACCAUUUACUGUUGCACAUCACUAUUGUAAUCCAGUUUGUUACCAUGUUUGUUAUCUAAUGAGGAACCUGCACAACGAAACCUGCCAAUAGAGGGCCCUGCAGGCAAGUGGACCAUGGUUGUAAUGAGAAAGCCAUUUCCCGGGUCAAUGAUUAUUGAAUAUUUCAUCCCUAAAUUACUCUAGAUGGAGAAAUAGCACCAAAAGUGUUGUUUCAUUGGUCCUUAAUUCUAUUUUGUUGAGUUUUAGUGAGAAAAUCUACAAAACUAAAUUUUAAUGGAAAAUGCACGGGAAGUGUACCUUUUAGUACUGGUGCUGCCAUCUGGAUUUUUAGUUCUGCAGGUUCCUCAUUGGUUGGGUACUUUACUCGCUCUCUCUGCUCCAUUCCUCGGAUCGUCUAGGACAUUCCGGAGGAAGACAAAGGCAGAAGCCUGUUUUCUGUGGACACGAUUUUCCUUUAUUCAACUAGGCUACAUGAUGCUUCUGUGCAUUCUCUAACUCUCUCUGCUGCGACUCUCUCUGACUGCGACUCUCUCUGACUGCGACUCUGAUUAUGACUUCUACAAACUCCCCGAAGGAAUCAGUUCCUCCAGCUUUUUAUACAAUUGUUAUGUUCAUAAAUUUUAACAAUCAAUCACCGCAAAUUCAUUAUAUAAUUCCAAUGCGUUUGGUCUGCCUGACUUAAAUAUACACUUUACUUUGGACAAUUUAACCAUAUCUGUUUACUUUUAAUUUUCAACGUGUAAGAAAUAAAAUAUAUUAUUAUAUGUUUACCAAAAUAUACCAUGGUUACCGAAAGAAAGAAAUAUUCCUUCUCGGUUUAAGUUCUCUUCCUCAUCAGAUGUAUUGUGUCAGACCUAGUUGUGUUAUUUUUAAAUGCUUUCAAAAAAAGCUAUAGUCACAUUUUAUAGAAUUUUUGGUAACAUCUAACAAGAUUGUUGGGGGAAGA
Molecule: messenger RNA, 7130 nt
Organism: Lineus longissimus
Lineage: Eukaryota; Metazoa; Nemertea; Pilidiophora; Heteronemertea; Lineidae
Exons: 8
Coding region: 79-4869 (1596 amino acids)
Biological process (GO): negative regulation of apoptotic process; positive regulation of protein ubiquitination; regulation of cell cycle
Cellular component (GO): nucleus; cytoplasm
Molecular function (GO): ubiquitin protein ligase activity; cysteine-type endopeptidase inhibitor activity involved in apoptotic process
Source: RefSeq, a predicted model, not a curated record